Saccostrea echinata is the source of this 5259-nucleotide messenger RNA. Its product is annotated as WD repeat-containing protein 91-like. Gene Ontology annotation, cellular component: extrinsic component of endosome membrane; late endosome membrane; early endosome membrane. NCBI's taxonomy places the organism in Eukaryota, Metazoa, Mollusca, Bivalvia, Ostreida, Ostreidae. The transcript has 2 exons. The record is from RefSeq and is a predicted model, not a curated record. Gene Ontology annotation, molecular function: phosphatidylinositol 3-kinase regulator activity; protein binding. Gene Ontology annotation, biological process: early endosome to late endosome transport. Bases 1 to 2373 code for a protein of 790 amino acids.
AUGGCGGCUGCAGCUGGGAGAGUUGAUGAACUGGUGAAGGAUUAUUUAUUAUUCAGAGGAUGUACAGCAUCUCUUAGAAAUUUUGAGUACGAACUAAAGACUGAUAAAGAUAAAGGUUUACGAGCUGACAAGAUUUUAGAGCAGUUUCAGCAGUAUAUAGGGAGCUACAACCUUCACAGUCUCAGGGAUUUCUGGGCUCACCUCAACAGUCGGCUCUUCUGUCGCUUAGAACAACGAUAUAUUCAAAGCGUACGGAAGUUAGAAGUAGGUCUUUUGAAGCUUUAUGUUGUUAAUGCAGCGCAUAACAACAGAGCUGAUAAAGUGACUGAUUUUUUCGAGAAGAUGACCAACGAUUUGCAUCAGGUUCCGGAAUUUAAGGAAUGGUUUUGUUUCCCAUUUAUUAAGAGCCCGGAAGAGAACAGUCAUUUUUCAAUGUAUUUUACAAAACAAUGGCAAGAUAUGUUUUAUUUAUCACUUUUCAACUUCCUUAGUGUGAUUAUAAAUGUAAUGCCUGCACCUAUUCUAUUGAACUUUGAUAUUGAACACAAAAGAAUGAAAAACUUGCAGGAAGAAAAUGAUAUGUUGAAAACACAGUUACUCUCUGCAGACAAAGCACCAGUUCUAAAAACACCUAAUAUAAGAGAGAAGGAGUCUAUUAGGAGGGGUGCAAAUUCUGUAGAAUUGCACUAUGACUUCAGUGACCUUGGUGACGAUACUUUGGAGAUACAGAAGCAGCAGAAAUCUGGUCGAAAAUUUCCUUUCUCAGCAUCACCGUUACUCAAUCGAAAGCCAAAUUUUCUCUCAUCAAAUAAUAAGAGUCCAACAAAGUCACAGGGCAAGGCAAAAGCAGGUAAACCACAAUCUGUUAACAUUCAAAAGAAACAUCCGAGUUCAGGGUCACCGUCCAACCAAGGUCAUCCAGAGUUCACAAAUAGGUCACUCAGUAGUGGUGGAGCAGUUCAAAAAGCUGGUCAUCCUGAGACCACCUCAAGAUCAUUUAGCUUACAGGGUAAAUCUACUGCAAUUGAAACUUCAAGGCAAAAAUCAGUGCCAAACCAAGGGAAGCAAUCCAGUGGAACAAGAGUUGAUGAUUUGUAUACUACUGUAACAGCUGAGAAUGUACCUGGACCAAAACAAGAAAAUCCUGUCCAAGACAAGACUAAAAAAAAUCAAGGAGAUUCCUCAGGGGAAGUAACUGUAAACACGAAGUCAAGCUAUGUGAACAGUGAAACUAUAGAAGAUUUAACACCAGUGAAUGAUAACAAUAAUUUUACUGGGAUCACAAGAAAUCAAAGUGUAAUUGAUAAGUCAGACUAUCUACAAGAAGGCCAGGGUCCUUUUCUCCUCCUUAGUCAAGAAGAUUACAAAGAGCACCACUCAGCCAUAUCUUAUGCUCGAUUUAGUAAUAUGGGUCAGUAUGUAGGUAGUGUUGACAUCGAUGGAAUUGUCAAAAUUUGGUCUUGGAGCCCACAACCUACAACAUGUGCCACAGUGAUGUCAAAGUCUGCAUUUCUUUCACUGGAUUGGGCAAGCAAACAGGACCGUUGGUUACUCCUAGGCAAUCGCUCUGGCAAUAUCAGGCUUUUUGACGUCAAAGAGAUGAAAUCAUUUUAUGAAGCAUCAGCAGAUUCCAGUUAUCCUCGUAUAGUGAGUCUGAGUUCUAGUCCCUCAAGUGGAGCAUUUAUUUGUUCUGCCACUGUCAACAGGGCUCGCUCAGGAUCAGGGAGUGACAUCGGACCAUCAUCAUCCAUAGCUCGGGUUGGAAAACUAACUCUUUGGGAGCUGCGCACCAUGAAACAGACCAAGCAUCUUGAGAUACAGCCAGGCCCUGUGGCCAUCAACUGCUGCUCAUUCAACCACAAUGGUCAUCUCCUGUUGACUGGGGGAGUUGAUGGAGCUAUUCGACUUUUUGACAUGCAGCAACACAAAGUGAUCUCGCAGUGGGAGGCCCAUUCUGGGGAGGUGCAGAACCUUCAGUUUAGCUCUGAUGAAACAAGCUGUUACAGCAUAGGCACAGAUGGAAAGCUGAUACAAUGGAGUAUGCAUAAGCCUGGGACCCUGAAUGACCUGCCUAUUCAUAGUGGUGCCUCCCUUCCAUUCUUGUCCGGCAUGUCAGGAGGGCUAAAAGAAAUGCCCCGGGGUCAGAUCUUUUCUUUGGAUGCUGAGGGAGAGUACAUGUUGACCUGUGAUAAGACCAAAGGAAGCAUGUACCAAGUCAAGGACAAAUCAUUGUCACAUGUCAUGGAUAUUCAGGGUCAUGGGUCAUUUCUCACCACGGUUGACUGGUCACCUAAUAUGGACACAAAGGUUUGCUUAACAGGGUCCAUGGAUGGAACCAUCAAAAUAUCAACUCUCUUAUCUACACAUAUGUAAAAUCAUUUUGAAACUAAGACGUAUGUAUUUAUGUAAAAUUUUAGUAUAAUUAAUCAUUCUGAAUCAUUCCUUGUUAUGAUUACUGGGUAAUUUUGUGUCUGUUGAAGAAGAGAAUGUGGAAUAUGGCCGAUGAUAAAAAUAGGAUAUUUUCCUCAGAAAAUAUUUGUUGUUUCAGAUAUGUACCAGAUUAUUAUGUAAAUUCUUUCAUUCAUCUAAUUUAUUUUUUGGGACCACCACACUUUGCAUGUAAUUGUAUAUUACAAACAUCAAAUUUUCCUUUUUUUUUCAUUCUCUUCCAAAGUACUUGCUAUUUUAUUUGAGACUGUAUACUGUUUGAUGAAUAAUGUCAACAUGUUACAGGUGUUGUUUUUGAAAUCAGGUGAACUACAGUAUUACAUACAGACAUUUCUCUGUAUAGUGUAAUAUGCAACCGAAGGUUGCAUAGUGGAAGCAAAUUAUUUUUCACAGAUGAGGCCAACUUUACUCCUACAAGUAAGAGCCUUGGUUAACGUCCCUACGCUCCUUAUAUAUCUCGCGGCGCCAAGUCAAAAGUAUCUCGCCGUGAACCUUUAGCAUGCUGGAGUAAGGCCAACUUUAAAUAAUGUUUGUUUGCCCUCUUUUGACUCGGAAUUUAAAAAAAUGGGUUGGUAGGUGGGUGAGAAUUCUUUUUCCUAAAAAUUUUCAACAGCAAUGAUGAAUUUUCGUAAUCUAUUUUCUGGAAUGCAUAAAAAAAGUUAUUGCUUCUUAGAGGUUAAUAAAAGUUUUGAGUCGGGCCAUUUUUAGGCAGUUGGUCAGGAGAGGGCAAUCAAAAAAAAAAAAAUUAAAAAUGGCCUGAAUGUACAUAUUUUUUCCUGUUGACACAGCUGGGUUCAAAUCCAGGUCUGAUCCAUAGCAUUUUCUCCCUGUUGUACAGGAUUACACAAACAAUUCUUGACAAAAAAAACUUAAAAUAUUGUGUAAUAAAUAUAUCUUAAUAUUGUGCUGAUCAAUAGUUCAUGUGAGCAAGAGGAACUUAGUUAAUGGCCCAGUCAGUUAGUUAUUGUCAGAAUCCUACAAACUUAGUACAGUUGAACUUCCAAACUUGAUAUCUUGAAUACACAGGCACUUGUUUUGUAUAUGGGUUCACCCCUUCUUUUUCUUUCCACAAGGUACCUAACUCAAUUUCAGACACCCCGCUUCAAGCUGUAUUUUAUUGAUAUUUAGGAACUUGGUUAGGGUUGUAGCAGAUGAUAAAACCAAAAGCCCUAGAAUGGAAAACUCGGAAGUCUCUGGUUUUAUCCUACAUUUAUUAUCCCAAGGGAAGUUCCUGUAUAUCCUCUAGAAUCUUAAAAUGUAGUAUUGAGGUAAUUUUUGAGGAAUAAAUGAGUGGUUUAUUAUAAAGAUGCUCUAAGAGGGACAAGGAAAAACAGUCUCUUAAAACAAAAGAUGUCAUGUUAAAAUAGGUAAAUGAUUGAUAUAUUAAGAAAAUACGAGCUUGAAGCGCAGGUGCCUGAAAUUGAGUUAGGUACCUUGUGGAAAGAAAAAGAAGGGGUGACCCCAUAUACGAAACAAGUGCCUGUGCUUGAAUACCAUGGAAAUGUCAAACUGAGUUGGAAGUCCCAGCCACAUUUCAUUUAAGUGUUUAGAAUUCUCAGAUAUCUCAAUUUUUUUUUUCUUGGCCCCACCAAGUUUGAGAUAAUGAGGUUUGAAUGUAUUAUAAACAGUUGGUGGUUGAUGAAGAUCCAAUCCUUUUUAAGUAGAGUUGACCACUAAUACAUGUAGACGGCUUCAAAAUAGUGACACAGGAGGUAUAAUACCUUCAAAUGUGGACCAAUGCAGUUAUAAAAUGUGCAAUAUUAGAGUAUACAGAAUUAGUCAUUUGUUGGGCAAUAAAUGUAGUACCAUAUGUGGUGUUGAUCUGGUAUAAAAUGCUACUGAUCAUAUAUUCUGCCUUUAAAAGUGCAGUUUCAUAGUUAAAAUAGAAAAUUUAUUUUGUUAUGAUUGAAGUUCUAUUUGGAGUGAUUUGUAAAAUGUAUUGUAAUAAGGACUUUGUUAAUGGAUAUUAUAUGUCUUUGCCUCACACAGGGGAUAGAUGCUCUACAGAUAUGCCCCUGUACAUCUGUACUUUUACAAAAAAAUAGACUAAAGAGGUAAAUGGGUAUAUCUGUAGGGUGUCUGACACCUGUGUUGCCACUUACUAUAUAUUACAGGCUGCCCUGUGGCCGUAAAAUUCCUUGAAAAAAUUCAUUAUUUUUUUUUUUUUUUUUUUGGCCAAUAUUCUUUAAGUAGAGCUGAAUUCAAGGGAAAAUCCUAAAAACGCCCUUAAUUAUUUUUCAUGUCAAUUCCUUUACAUAUUUAUUAUAUAUUUAUCACAGGCACCUGAUGUUACUUAUUUUUCUUUUAAUAAAAAAAAAUACCUAAUGAAUUAUUAGUUAAGGGGCAUGUAUUUUUUUUUAUUAAAAGAAAAAUAAGUAAUGUCAGGUGGCUGUAAUAUUUAUAUAUUUCUACUCCAGCAAUUUUGAAAAUGCAUUUAUACAGAAUGUCUUUUAAUGUAGUUUGCAGUUCUUAAUCCAAUUAUGGCAGUAAUUAUUAAAUCAUGUCAAGAUGCCUACUUAAAGUAUUUCUUUGCAAGUUUCUUUAUUGUCAAAUUUGUGAAGGUUAAUUCAUUAAAAUGUCUAAAACUGCCAAAACUGCUAGGGUAAAAAUUGAAAUUUAUUGUACUUACUUAUUUGAAAUGUCAAAAAUUGUGUAUAUCAUUCAUAUCAAUCUAAAACAUCUAAAAAGUUGAAUUUGAACUGACUCAACGCCAAAGUAAUGCACCUGCAGUGUGUGCAUUUAUCAUACAAGCACAAUCAUCUUUAUUGUUUUAUUUAUGAUUUGUUUGUAAAUUAUUUAUUUGGUAAUAAA